Molecule: messenger RNA, 5488 nt
Organism: Bombus terrestris (buff-tailed bumblebee)
Lineage: Eukaryota; Metazoa; Arthropoda; Insecta; Hymenoptera; Apidae
Product: soluble guanylate cyclase 89Da
Exons: 13
Coding region: 407-2302 (631 amino acids)
Biological process (GO): response to oxygen levels; cGMP biosynthetic process; nitric oxide-cGMP-mediated signaling
Cellular component (GO): guanylate cyclase complex, soluble
Molecular function (GO): oxygen sensor activity; guanylate cyclase activity; heme binding
Source: RefSeq, a predicted model, not a curated record
AGGUGUCCAAAGGUGCCAGGAAGCAAGCAGAGGAACCAGCAUGCUGCGCACGCAGUCGGCGUGAAUCCUAACCACCCUUCCCGAGUCUGAACCCCCGUCGGCACAAUGUUGAAACUCAAAGUUAGGCGCGCCGUCGAGCCGGACCAGUCUCUCUGUGUUCACUCUCUCGUAAAGAGAGAUAAUAAAAGCGCAAUCUGAUAUGGCAACUGGCAUGGUAAUGGCGCGAAACACUUGACUGGAAGACGGCGGUGCGACGCGUUCGCCGCGACGAUGCGACCGACGUUCCGCGCUCAGAAACACCGUCGUGAUCGCGAAAGAUCGCAUUUUCCCAAUUCCGGGCACGAGCUGUUUCCUUAUGAAUGCGUACGUCACUUGGUGAAGUAAUACCGCGGAAACAGCCGGAACAAUGUACGGUAUGCUGUUGGAGAGUGUGCAGCACUUCGUGCAGUUAGAAUACGGCGAGGAUGUGUGGCUUCAGCUCCUGGAAAGAGCUGAUUGCAAACAUAUGGUUUUCAACACGCGACAAACGUAUCCCGACGAGCUUAUGACCAAUUUAGCUGCUGCAUUAGCCGAAUGCAAUGGUGAAUCCGUGGAGGAUGUAAUGCAAUUCUUUGGGAAGUGUUUCGUAAGAUUUUUUAGCAACUUAGGAUAUGCCUGCAUGAUAAAGGCCACUGGACGUUAUUUUUGUGACUUUCUACAAAACGUCGACAAUAUUCACAUGCAAAUGAGAUUCACGUAUCCACGUAUGAAAAGUCCUUCGAUGUACACUACGCACGUCGACCCACAGGGUGUAGUAUUAGUUUAUCGAAGCACUAGGAAGGGAUUUACGCACUAUCUUAUGGGUCAGUUAUUUCAAAUAGCGAAAGAGCUUUACGAAACAGAUUUAGUCAUACGAGUAUUAGGAAGUUCAAACAAUAUCCCUGGAUCCAGAAGCGUAAUGGUUAAAUUUAGAAUUGAUUUCGACAAUCGUGAAUACAUCGCAAAGAACAACAGUAUGAAAACUCCACUUGGCCGUGAAUUAGCACCGGUGUCAAUAUCGUUCCUUUUACGUCUUUUCCCAUUUGGAGUGGUAAUCAACAAGGACAUGAGGAUAUUGGGGGCCGGUGAUAAACUCCUGCAAGCAUGGGGUGGCAGUUCGUCCAUUUUGAAUAAACACGUCACGGAUGUUUUUAAAUUCCGUAGGCCUAAAGGAAUAUCUUUCACGUGGGGAAAUGUGAUGUACUUGCAUUCUGUGAUGUUCGAAUUGGAGCUGGUCAGAUUAAACGAUAACGAUGCUUCAUCUAACUCAGACAAUACCCCAAGCACCAGUUCGGGAUUGGAUAGGCGCGGCAGUCAAGGAGCCAGGAGCAUACUAUUGAAAGGUCAAAUGAGAUAUAUCGAGGAUCUUAAAGCAAUUAUUUUCUUAUGUAGUCCCCUAAUUAACAGUUUAGACGAAUUGCUUAACAUGGGCCUGUACCUGAACGACCUAAAUACUCACGGCUUGAGUCGUGAGUUAGUACUCGCCGGAUGGCAACAUUGCGGAAGAUUAGAGAUGAUGUUUGAGAGGGCUGAGCAGAGAUCAACCGAAUUGGAAAACAGCUACGCGUUGCUGGAUCGCUGGAAGAAUAAGAGCGACGAGCUUUUGUAUUCCAUGAUCCCACAGACGGUUGCUGAUCGAUUGCGUGCUGGAGCUUGUCCUUUAAGCACUUGCGAGUCAUUCGAGUCUAUCUCCGUGUUAUUCUGCGAGCUUUGCGACUUCGAUUAUUCGACGAUCGAAGGUGCAAUGGACAUUGUCUCAUCGAUGAACGCUGUUUUUUCUUGUUUCGACUCGCUGAUGGAUGAAUUUAACGUAUACAAAGUAGAAACAGUCGGCCGGGUCUAUAUGGCAGCCAGUGGUGCGCCGGAUAGAACGGAAAAUCACGCGCAAAAUAUCGCAGACGUUUCGCUGCAGCUGCUGAAACACGUCCGAUCCCUUAAGUUACCCUCUGGUGUCGAUAUUCAAAUUCGUAUAGGGAUCCAUUCCGGACCAGCUGUAGCAGGUGUAGUUGGCAUCAAAGUACCUAGAUAUUGCUUUUUCGGUGACACUGUGAAUACUGCUUCUAGGAUGCAAACGACUAGUCUGCCUGGAAAGGUGCAGAUCUCAUCAGAUGUGAAAGCGUUAUUACCACCGGAUCGGUAUUACGUUGAAUCACGCGGAUUGGUUUGGGUCAAGGGUAAAGGUAACAUGGAAACUUAUUGGUUAUCCGACAAAGUAGACACGGACGGUAAAUCGACCGAGCAACAAGCUACUAAACCGGAAGGACUUCUAGUCACUGAUAUUUAAAACGUGGUCAAAUGGAGAAUUAGAUAAUUCUAAUUAUUUACUAAUUAUACUUCUUUUUAUGGUUCAAUAAUUGGAUCCCUCUUAGUUAAAGUAUCCAUCCUAUCAUAAAAUAUAGUUUUAGUAUUUUCUUUGUGCCAUAAAUAUCUUUUCCUUUUUCAUUCAUUCUAAAAUAUUCAAUUCAAAAAUUUUAUUUUAUAACACCGUCUGUAGUGUAAUUUUACUUGAAAGAUAAGGAAACACAAGAUAUUUAUUUCAAAUAUAUUAAAUAUAUGAAAUAUUUUGAAAAAAUACUGCAUAGGAUAUUCUGACUAAAGGGGGCCGUGUUAGAAACAAUCAGAAUCACUUUAUUAGUGUGCAAUCACGCGUGCAAUCGACAUACUGAUUAGAUUGUUUUAGUUUUAUGUUGAUGUAUAGAGAUAUGAUAGUUCGUGAAUAAUCGUGACAUAUGCGUUUACGCAAAUAUCUUUUAGGUGUUACUCGUUCAUAGAUUUCAAUGUUAUUUAAUGUAAAUGUUUUAUACAAUGAUUCGUCGAAUGAUGAAAAAGAUACGGAAUUUAGUUACAAAAACAGUAAAGUAAACGAACUUUCCUCCCAUUUUAGUUAUUUCCUCCCUUUUUCCCUUUCUUAUUUUCCUCGCUACCUCCGGUAUAUUAUAGGCUUAAGAGACUGUUUGCUGAGCUAAGCUUUCCCAAUUGCUCUUUAUAUCCUUCCUCCCGCAACAUUUUCUUUUCUUUUUAUUUUCUUCGUUUCCACAUCAAUUCUUUCACUCCUAUAUCUGUUGUACCUUGUUCUUACUAUUAUUACCUUUUAACUUCAAUAUCUUAAAAUUUGAUAACAUUUUUAGUACAUAUUUAAAACAGUGUUUGUUAUACAGAAAAGAUAUACACAUGAGUGUUAGACCUUAAAUGCAUGGUUUGUGUUAAAUAUAAUAAAACAUUUGAAGAUUAUUAACUUAUGUCUCAGAAUAUCACAGAAAAAUAAUUUUAAAGAAUUAUCUGAGGAGAAAGAAACUAUUUGUUGCUGUACAGGAUAAUAUUUCAUUAAGCAAUUGCAAACAAUCGGGAUUAAAAUUUCAAUAAUUUUAUUUAAUAUUAACAAUAUAAAAAGUUGAUUUAUAACAAAUAUAAAUAAACAACGAUAAAAUUACAAUCAAUUUAAAAGUUGAGUAUUAUCGAACAUUUUACGUAUAGAUUGCUAUAAAUAUUUAAAUUAUCUAAAAUGUGAAAAAUAUUACGAAUUUAAUUUCAUAAAAUCGAUCGAUCAAUCAUUUAAGUGAUCGAAUUUGUAUUAAAUGAAGAACAAUCGACGUUUCACUGUAUAACGAGUAACGCAAACGACACGAUAGGCGUUUGAUUUCUUCGUGACACGACAAAUCAUGCUGCGCUCGGGUAGCAGGUACGUGAGUUUUCACCGAAAUUCCACGUUGAAAAAAAAACAGAGAAAGUCCAAGUGACUUUCUUUCUCGUGCGUUCGAUGUUAUGUACGAGUCGGACGCUCGAUACGUGCCUUAAUUUUCAAUUGUCUCGCCUGCAUCGACGUAGAAUAACGGAUCGCGAAGCUAGCUAUUAUUUUUAACUUCUCGUGAACUCCAUGAAACUAAUUUCAUCCCUCUAUAAUCUUCUAUCUUUUUUUACAGUUGAAAAUAAAAUUAAUAAUUACGUAUGAUUACAUACUUUCUUUUCUUUUCGUACCACAGUCACUAAUAAUUAAUUCAUUUGGCUUUGGCUUAACUAUGAAAUAUAUUGAAAUUUCGUUAUUUACUAAUUUUGAUCAUUUUCUUAUAUUCCAUAAUGUAAAGUUUCGACGUAACUUUAGUUCUAAGAUAUAAAAUUUUGAAUUCCUUUAUCAAAGUAAGAAAUUAACAAUAGCUAUUGAUAGAUUACUUAAUAAUGAAAGGAUACAAUAAAUAUGAAAAACAAUAUUUUGACAUUAUAGAGGGUUAAUCUAUAGAUGUAUAGUUGAUAAAUAAAUUUAGUGUUGAAUGAAAGACCACCAAGAUUAAAUAUGCUGAGCCUGUGGUCAUAUUGUUUCAUGGUCGACUAUAAAAAUUCGUUAAAAUCCUAAAUUCCUGGAAGAAAUAUUCUACGAGGACGAAUUCUAGUCUUUUGAAAAAUACACUUGUAGGAUCGUGCGAGUAUUAAGUUUUCAGUCAGCCAGGACGAUGAAUAUAAAAAUAAUCGAAACAUGAGUCAAGAUUCCUGUACGCGUAUCGUGACCUUUCGAUUAUUAUUCAUUGUUUAAAUUAACAGUAACACCCGUCCUCGGUGUUAUUCGCUAUCCAUGAGAGGUAACGAUUCACCCUGCUGUAAACGCCGGGAUAGCCAGGCUUUGCGCAUCCUUCGCCCCAGGAUACCACUCCUGCGAAUUUAGAUAUGUAAAUUCGUUUAGCUAUAAAACAGACAAUGGACGAGAUACAAAGCGAAUCCUAAUUUAAUAUGAAUUCCGGAAAUAUAUCGAGGAGUAAGAAUUCAUUUUCCAUUACGAUUAUAUGGUUGUAAAUCAAUACAUUUCUCACUGAUAACUUUAUUGUGAUUUUACUUUUGUGAUUGAGAUUUUAUUAAGAAAGAUGCAAUCUUCUGCAAUUGACAUUGGGACAAGAAUUUGGAAAGUUGGUUCUUAUUACUUAAAUAUUAUUAAUUGAAAUAAAUAUAUGUAAAAGAUUUCCUUUCUCCAGAGUCACUUGCAAUUAAUCCGUUUGUAUAUAAUACUCAGUUGUAGGAAUGUGUGAAAAUAUUUUUAUUUACUAAUAUUAAUCGUUUUCUUAUUUUCCAAUUUACUGUCACUAUAGCUGUUAUUGUGAUUAUAGUUUGAAAUCUCUCUGUUUUUCUAGAAACAUAUUGAUCUUUCAUUGACAUGUAAUACGCAACUUUAUGACUCGCUCUGUAUCUCUUCCACCAAAUUUCUAUUCUUUAUCAAACGAUAGAACACGAAUCUUACCAACUACUUGAUAGCUGUUGUCAUUAAAAACAUGUAAGGGGCCACCACUGUCUCCCUAAUAAAAAAAGAAGGAAUCAAAAAUUAUAAUUUUAAACAACAUAUUUUUCUCUUUAGUAUUAAGUGACAAACGUGUACACAAAAGUUUGAUGUAUGUAUAUGUGUCAAUGUAUAUGUGUAAAUGCAAAUGUAUAAAGACGUAAUAAUUUUAUUCGUACGUGUUGUAAAUCGAAAAGAUGUUAGAAACAACAA